Messenger RNA from Coregonus clupeaformis (lake whitefish), 973 nucleotides. Its product is annotated as C-type lectin lectoxin-Thr1. The transcript is spliced from 6 exons. Bases 113 to 718 code for a protein of 201 amino acids. Gene Ontology annotation, molecular function: signaling receptor activity. The record is from RefSeq and is a predicted model, not a curated record. Lineage: Eukaryota; Metazoa; Chordata; Actinopteri; Salmoniformes; Salmonidae.
AAGGAGGCAGAGCUGAGUGAAAGAGAGCAUAUGAGGCGAGGAGAAGAAGCAAGAAUAUAGGAAAAAGACGUUGACAUUUCCAUACACCAAGUUGAAGAGAAGUGAAGAUCCCAUGAUGAAGGUUCUACCCAUUCUGGCCAUGAUGCUACUCGGGGCGUCUGCCAUGGUGCUCAAUGGCCUAAACUCCACUGAACCUAAGCGGGUUUCUGGGAAGUUCAAGAACUUUCUCCCAUGUCCUGGCCAUUCUACCUGGUAUGAACUGGGGUCCAAAUGUGCUAAGCACUUCCAGGAACAAUUGGACUUUACAUCUGCUGAGGCAUACUGCCGCUCUCAAAAGGACAAAUCUCAUCUGAUAUCAAUCCACUCCAGCCAGGAGAACAAGGACGUGGAUGUUUUUGCUCAGACUUUCAGCAGAAAUUCCCCUCGCAUCUGGCUCGGUGGUUUUGCAGUAUCCAACCCCAAGCAGCCUCACCAAUAUCUCUGGACUGAUGGGUCCAGCAUGGACUACUUUUCCUGGCUUCAGAACCCCAAGCAACCAUCCGGUGACGGAAAUUGCAUGGAAAUGAACUGGCAGAGAAAAGGUGCAUGGAAUGAUAAGCCGUGCAGCCAAACCAAUUUCUUUCUGUGUGCCUUCAAACCUGAGGAAAGAGAGGAACCGAAUGGAGGAGAAGAAGAAGAGGGGAUGGUGGAAAAAGGGAGUGGGGGGUUUAUUAUUUAAAGUAGAUGACAGAUGAGCAGUAUAGCAGUAUAUACUACCUGGCAGAUAAACUUUGCAUUAUAGCUUUCUCAGAUAUCACGACACCAGGACCCUGUAAAAUGUUAGAGAAAACCCACAGCUCAAAGACUAAGCCUUUGUCAGCUAAAAGUUCUCACUAUCUGCUUUUCUGCUUCACUUGUUUGUACUAUUAAACAUUAAGCAUUGCUUGAAUAGCAAACAAAAAAGGAAUAAAAAAAUAUCUUCAUUAAUCAAUAA